AUGGUUAUGAUGCCUUACCUUUCAGCUCUUGCGUUGGCCGUAGCCACUUUGAUCUUCUAUCUCUACAACAUUCUGUGGUUGAAGCCUGAGAAGAUUCGACGAGCUCUUAAGGUUCAAGGGAUCACGGGUCCUAAGCCUGCUUUCAUCGUAGGCAAUAUCCCUGACAUGAAAAGAUCAGAAAAUGAAAAAGGACAUGAAAGCAAAGAAGAAAGCAGUGAAAUAUCGCAUGAUUAUUCCUCUACCAUCUUUCCGUACUUCAAUCGCUGGAGAGAAAUAUACGGUCCAGUUUUCAUGUUUUCGUUCGGUAGCAGCAUUUCCUUGUAUGUGAGUGACCCUGAUUUAGUGAAGGAAAUAAGUACAAACAAAUCUCUGGACAUAGGAAAGACUACCGCUUCGAACAAAAGCUUUACUGCUCUCUUUGGCAAAGGUAUCAUAGCAGCUAGCGGACAUGAAUGGGCAAUUCAAAGAAAGAUCAUAGCACCUGAAUUUUUCAUGGAGAAGGUUAAGGGUAUGGUGGAUUUAAUGGCAGAAUCAUCCCUUCCUUUGAUGAGAUCAUGGGAAGGAAAAAUUGAGCGUGGAGGGGGAAUCUCAGAUAUAAAAAUAGAUGAGGAUUUCCAGAGCUAUGCUGCCGAUGUGCUUUCUAAAGCUUGUUUCGGUAGCAAUUAUGCUGAGGGAGAAGAGAUAUUUUCUAAGAUUACAAGCCUUCAGGUGGCUAUACCUAUGAAAAGCAUGCUAUAUAGACUUCCAGGAUCAACGUAUCUACCCACUAAGAACAACAGGGUUGUUUGGGGACUGGGCAGUGAAAUUAGCUCUUUAAUUCAAAAGAUAGUGAGAGAACGAAAGAAAGGAGCAAAUGGCGAGAAAGACCUUUUGCAAUCAAUUCUGAAGAAUUCCAUAGGAGAAGGUGUAGACAAAACAUUCAUCGUCGAUAACUGCAAGAACAUAUACUUUGCAGGUCAAGAGACCACUGCAACUGCAGCAAAAUGGGCUUUGGUUCUUCUCGCUUCUAAUCCACAGUGGCAGACUCUUGUACGGGAAGAGAUCAUGGACGUAUGUGGAGAUCAUAAGCCUGACAUGGAGAAACUAAAGAAGAUGAACUUGCUAACACAAGUGAUACAAGAGACUCUUCGCCUCUACCCAGCAAGCGCCAUUAUCGCAAGACAAAUUUACGCAGACAUGAAAUUUGGGGAUCUACUAAUCCCAAAAGAAACUUCCCUGUGGAUCCCAAUACUCAAUUUCCAUCAUGACCCAAAUCUUUGGGGACCUGACGUUAAUGAGUUCAAACCUGAAAGAUUCGCAAAAGGAGUCUCGAGCGCCUGCAAGCAUCCACACUUGUAUAUGCCAUUUGGGUUCGGCCCUAGAACCUGCUUGGGUCAGAAUUUUGCUAUGGUUGAGUUAAAGAUUGUGUUGGCUUUGAUUUUGAUGAGGUUUAAAGUUUCGCCCUCAAGAAAACAUAGGCACUCUGUGGAGCUUAGGCUGCUGCUAGGGCCAAAGAAUGGUGUACGUCUUGUGAUAGAGAAAGUUUAGUGAGGAGUUUACGCACUGAGUGAGAAUGUAAUU
Messenger RNA from Asparagus officinalis (garden asparagus), 1560 nucleotides. RefSeq names its product cytochrome P450 714C2-like. Gene Ontology annotation, molecular function: heme binding; iron ion binding; oxidoreductase activity, acting on paired donors, with incorporation or reduction of molecular oxygen. NCBI's taxonomy places the organism in Eukaryota, Viridiplantae, Streptophyta, Magnoliopsida, Asparagales, Asparagaceae. The record is from RefSeq and is a predicted model, not a curated record. The coding region runs from base 1 to 1527 and encodes 508 amino acids. The transcript is spliced from 5 exons.